Lathyrus oleraceus (garden pea) is the source of this 1078-nucleotide messenger RNA. Its product is annotated as tropinone reductase homolog At5g06060. The record is from RefSeq and is a predicted model, not a curated record. The transcript is spliced from 5 exons. NCBI's taxonomy places the organism in Eukaryota, Viridiplantae, Streptophyta, Magnoliopsida, Fabales, Fabaceae. Bases 92 to 913 code for a protein of 273 amino acids. Gene Ontology annotation, molecular function: oxidoreductase activity.
AAAAAUGCUUGAUGGCACUCUCACUUUUGAAUACCUUGACUUUUGGAGAAAAAGAAUUUGAGAUCAAGCAAGAAAGUACAAACAAACAGAAAUGGCAGAAGCUGAAGAGUGCACUUCCAAUGGAUCCUCUCGAUGGUCCCUCAAAGGAAUGACCGCUCUCGUCACCGGUGGAACUCGCGGAAUUGGACAUGCCAUAGUUGAGGAUUUGUGUGGGUUUGGUGCCACCGUCCACACUUGUUCCAGAAACCAAGCAGAGCUCGAUAACUGUUUGAAUCAAUGGCGUAGUAAAGGCUUUUUGGUUUCUGGAUCUGUGUGUGAUGUGUCAUCUCGAGACCAAAGGGAGAAGCUCAUUCAUGAAGUCACCCCAAUCUUCAAUGGCAAACUUCACAUUUAUGUGAACAAUGUUGGGGCAAACUUUAGGAAACCAACCAUUGAGUACACUGCUGAAGUAUAUUCAGAAAUUAUGGCAAUCAAUUUAGAUUCUGCAUAUCAUCUGUGCCAACUUACACAUCCUCUUCUGAAGGCAUCUGGUAUGGGAAGCAUUGUAUUCAUUUCAUCUAUUUCUGGUGUGGUGAGUUUAGGCACUGGAUCAGUCUAUGCAGCAAGUAAAGCUGCAAUCAAUCAGCUUACAAAAAAUUUGGCUUGCGAAUGGGCAAAAGAUGGCGUAAGGAGCAAUUGUGUUGUUCCUGCUACCACCAAUACACCACUUGUAGAACAUCUGCUUCGUGACAAGCAAUAUGUAGAUGAAAUGUUGUCUCGAACUCCUCUUGGACGCAUCGCCGAAGCUCAAGAAGUUUCAUCCUUGGUAGCUUUCCUUUGUCUUCCGGCUGCAUCUUACAUUACAGGACAGGUUAUUUGUGUUGAUGGAGGACUAACUGUGAAUGGAUUUCAGCCAAGUAUGAGAAUAACAUAAUAUUCACGUGCUUCAUGGCUCUUUGUUAAUUAUCUUUGGAACAAAGAAUUCUUAGUCUUUCAUUUGACAAUUUUAAUCCUUCAAUUAUCCUUGCAACAGUCCAUUAUUCUUCAAUUAUCAUUUCACUAGAUCCAUCUUUCAACCCAAUAAACUUUCAUUGAGUUA